Messenger RNA from Raphanus sativus (radish), 1027 nucleotides. RefSeq names its product peroxisomal membrane protein 11B. Gene Ontology annotation, cellular component: peroxisomal membrane. Gene Ontology annotation, biological process: regulation of peroxisome size; peroxisome fission. Lineage: Eukaryota; Viridiplantae; Streptophyta; Magnoliopsida; Brassicales; Brassicaceae. The record is from RefSeq and is a predicted model, not a curated record. The coding region runs from base 239 to 919 and encodes 226 amino acids. The transcript is spliced from 2 exons.
UUUAAGACAAUGUUUUCUUUAUCCCAAGCUCUGUAUCAAACAUGAGACUGAAAGAGCAAGUUGAGUAACCACCACAAAGCAAUCAUCUUAAACUCAAACCUAAAAUAAACAAAAGACAAGAAAAUAAAACCCCCGAGUAACUCGAGCAACCAGCUUCACUUGUGGCUCAAAUCUUAUUCUUCAUCAUCUCUAUAACUUCAUCUUUUAUUUUUCUCCCUCUCCUUCCAGCGCUUAAGAAAUGUCUUCGGACACGUUGGACAAGCUGGUGGUGUUCUUGGCUAAGAGAGAUGGAAUAGACAAGCUUGUGAAAACAUUCCAAUACGUCUCCAAGCUAGCCUGCUGGCACGUUGAAGCCACACGACCCGAGGCGGCCGAGAAGUUCAAGAAAUGGGAGGUCGCGUCCGGUCUCAGCCGCAAAGCAUUCAGGACCGGGAGGUCUCUCACGGGUUUCAAUGCCUUGAGACGAAACCCUGGUGCAACACCUGUGAUACGUUUCUUGGCGGUUCUAGCCAAUUCAGGAGAGAUGGUUUACUUCUUCUUCGAUCAUUUCCUUUGGUUAUCAAGAAUCGGUACACUAGAUCCUAAGAUCGCUAAGAAAAUGAGUUUCAUCUCGGCUUUUGGUGAAUCUUUUGGUUACGUUUUCUUUAUCAUCAUCGAUUGCAUUUUCAUAAGGCAGAGACUCGGAUCCUUGAAAAGACUCAAGACCAAUGAUGAACCGAAAGAAGAAACCAGCGGGAAAAUCAGCGAGAUUCAGGGAGAUAUAGUGAUGAGAUUGAUGGGAAUUUCAGCUAACGUUGCGGAUUUGAUUAUCGCAUUGGCGGAAAUUCAACCGAACCCGUUUUGUAACCACACGGUUACACUCGGUAUAAGCGGUUUAGUUUCGGCUUGGGCUGGUUGGUAUAGGAAUUGGCCAUCGUGAGAGAUAUACUAAGAUCAAAUGAACGUAUCUAUAUGUAUGUAUGUUGUAACUUGUAAGUGUGACCAAUGCGUAACUUACUUGAAUAUAUAUAUGCACACUUCUAUUUUA